Messenger RNA from Rubroshorea leprosula, 1745 nucleotides. The record is from the annotation of a GenBank genome assembly. NCBI's taxonomy places the organism in Eukaryota, Viridiplantae, Streptophyta, Magnoliopsida, Malvales, Dipterocarpaceae.
AGACCUAAAUCCCGCCACUCACUCCUGGAAACACUACGAUUCAUCAUGAACAACAGCAAUCCGAGAAAACGGACACCGCCGCAGCAAAUGCCUCCGCCGUCCAAACAUCAAACCACGUCGCCAACACCCGCAAUGGAGGAUGAGUUCGUGGACGAGGAUGUGUUUAUGGACGAAACCCUCAUUGGCGAAGAAGAGGAAUACCUCAUCCUCCGAGACAUCGAGGAGCGCCAGGCUCUUGCCACUCGACUCGCCAAGUGGGUCCGCCCUACCCUCUCUGACGCUUAUGUUUUCCAAUCCUGUGGCAUCAUUUUUCAGCAACUGGAGAUUGAUUAUGUGAUUGGAGAGAGCCAUAGAGAGUUGCUGCCUUCUUCCACUGGGCCCGCUGCCAUCAUCAGAGUUUUUGGGGUUACAAGAGAAGGACACAGUGUUUGUUGUCAUGUUCAUGGAUUUGAGCCAUAUUUCUAUAUAAGUUGUCCUCCAGGAAUGGGCCCUGAUGAUAUCUCCCGGUUUCAUCAAAGUCUUGAGGGUAGGAUGAGAGAGGCAAAUAGAAAUAGUAGGGUACCAAAGUUUGUCCGACGAGUGGAGUUGGUGCAGAAAAGGAGUAUUAUGUAUUACCAGCAGCAAAAGUCUCAACCUUUCCUCAAGAUUGUGGUUGCAUUGCCAACAAUGGUCGCCAGCUGCCGUGGAAUCCUUGAUAGAGGCAUGCAUGUUGAUGGCCUUGGUAUGAAGAGCUUCAUGACAUAUGAAAGCAAUGUUCUUUUUGCACUUCGUUUCAUGAUUGAUUACAACAUUGUUGGGGGCAACUGGAUCGAAAUACGUGCUGGAAAGUAUAAAAUGACAGAAAAAAGUUUAUCUUCUUGCCAAUUGGAGUUUGAUUGCCUGUAUUCAGACUUGUUUAGCCAUGCUCCUGAAGGGGAGUUCUCUAAAAUGGCUCCAUUUCGAAUAUUGAGUUUUGACAUUGAGUGUGCUGGCCGCAAAGGUCAUUUUCCUGAGCCUACCCAUGAUCCUGUAAUCCAGGUGGCAAAUCUAGUUACUUUGCAGGGUGAAGAUCAGCCAUUUGUUCGUAAUGUUAUGACACUUAAAUCAUGUUCUCCUAUAGUUGGUGUGGAUGUUAUGUCUUUUGAUUCAGAGAGAGAAGUCUUCUUAGCUUGGAGGGAUUUUAUCCGUGAAGUGGAUCCUGAUAUAAUAAUUGGAUAUAACAUCUGCAAGUUUGAUUUACCAUAUCUCAUUGAGAGAGCUCAAACCUUGGGAAUACCAGAAUUUCCUAUUCUCGGCCGCAUUAGGAAUAGCAGGGUUCGUGUUAAAGAUACCAUGUUUUCUUCAAGACAGUAUGGAACAAGAGAAAGUAAAGAUGUCACUUUGGAAGGAAGAGUCCAGUUUGACUUGCUCCAGGCAAUGCAACGAGAUUAUAAAUUAAGUUCUUAUUCAUUGAAUUCAGUUUCAGCUCACUUUCUUGGCGAGCAGAAAGAGGAUGUCCAUCAUUCAAUAAUAUCUGAUCUUCAGAAUGGGAAUGCAGAAACUAGAAGGCGCCUUGCUGUGUACUGCCUGAAGGUGCAUGGUUUUUUCAUCUAUCUCUGAUUUCUCUUUGUUUCCACUCUUUGUUGUGUGUACUAUUAGCAGCCAAAAUCCUUCAUGAGAUGAUACACUAGCUCACAACAAACAUAAGGAGUCCACAAGGCCUUGAUCUACUAGUUUGAAAUGGAACAGAGAGAAAUACUAUAAGACAAUAUAGCUUAACGGGUUGA